Molecule: messenger RNA, 16049 nt
Organism: Diorhabda sublineata
Lineage: Eukaryota; Metazoa; Arthropoda; Insecta; Coleoptera; Chrysomelidae
Gene: rno
Product: PHD finger protein rhinoceros
Exons: 15
Coding region: 558-8933 (2791 amino acids)
Biological process (GO): regulation of transcription by RNA polymerase II
Source: RefSeq, a predicted model, not a curated record
AUUGUCAAUGUUGUUAGGCUUACCAAAUGGAGUCUAAUGGAGUCGAUUUAAUGAAAAUUCUUUGAAAAGAAAAUCAAUUUGAAAGCAUGAAAAAUUCCUUUGAAAUGGUAAACAAAUGAAUUUUUAUUUAAAAAUUAUAAAUUAGGAAAGUGCAAAAUAUUGUGCGUGCAAGUGAACGCUUUAAAGUGAAAUGUUUACAAUCUAGACAUGGGAGACACCUCUGCUGUUUGUCACUAGAAAUUUCAACGAUUUUCCUGGGAAUAUUGCAUUUUUCCGUUGAGUUAACAUGGAAUUUACUUUCUUUGCAUGUUAUUGGAUACAAAUAUAAACUUUUGGAAUGUUGAAAUCAUCCCCUAUAAGUAUAGCCACAGGCAAUGAUGAAAAUUUUAUUCUUUUACUUUUAAUUGCUGUGAAUGCUCAUCAACGUCUCCAAUACUUAUAUAUAUAAGUAGAAAUCAGUAGUAUAUGAAACCUAAUUAUGACUAUUCUUCAUAUUCAGGUAUUGGAUAGCUAUGUAGCUGCACAGAGGAAAUAAGCCUGUGCACCAAUUAAGUGCAAUGUCACAGAGAGUUAAAAGGCCUAAUCGUUCUGAAGAUGGCUCAAUUCCUAAUAAAAGGCGGAAACGCACGGCGGCGGAAGAAGAAGAAACGACCUCCUUGGCAGCAGCAUCGACAAUCAAUUCAGCUGCUACAAGUGGUAAUGCCAGUGGGACUGGAGGGGCAACUAAUGUGGCUUGGCAGCCACCUCGUACAAAUGAGUUGAAGAGUAUCUAUAACCGUACUACAACCGAAGCACCAGCAGAAUUAUUCCGUAAAGAUCUGAUCAGCGCUAUGAAGCUUCCUGAUUCCGAGCAAUUAGCUUCCAGUGAAUAUUGGGUGAUAGUAGAUCAAUGGAAACAGGAAUGGGAAAGAGGUGUACAGGUACCUGUGAACCCCGAUAGUCUGCCAGAACCAUUGGUCACCAUAAAACCCAGCUCAUCUUGUUCUUCUUCGUUUAGACCACUUACAGAUUUUAAAUUGCACAAAACUAAAUAUACUCGCAUUACAAAAGAUGAAAAUUUUAACACGGAUGAACACGUCCUAUCUCAAGCGCCUGCCAAAGCGGAAGCUGCAUGUUCUUAUGACUUAGAUGAAUGUGAUGUAGCUUGGCUCAAAAUCUUGAACGCAGAACGAGCUGCGUCAGGCUUAGGACCUGUCUACGAAGAAGAAUUGGAAAGGGUGAUGGAGAGGCUAGAAUUAUGCUGUUGGGAAAAAAUUCAAUCGAUACUCAGGAACGAAGAAGGUUUAGGAAUUGAAUACGAUGAAAAUGUCAUAUGUGACGUUUGUCGGUCACCGGAUUCAGAAGAAGGAAACGAAAUGGUAUUUUGUGAUAGUUGCAAUAUUUGCGUUCACCAAGCCUGUUAUGGUAUCACUCGAAUUCCUGAAGGUCAAUGGUUGUGCUGUACAUGUAACAUCGGUAAGAGGCCGGAAUGUGUGUUGUGUCCUAAUAAAGGAGGGGCUAUGAAAUGUCUUAGAACUGGCCAAAAAUGGGCUCACGUCUCUUGUGCUCUUUGGAUACCUGAAGUCAGUAUAGGAUGCGUAGAAAAAAUGGAACCAAUAACGAAAGUUUCCAGCAUUCCGCAAAGUCGAUGGGCUCUCAUAUGCGUUCUUUGUCGAGAACGAGUUGGUGCUUGUAUACAGUGUUCGGUAAAGACUUGUAAAACCGCUUAUCAUGUAACAUGCGCAUUUAAACACGGCCUCGAAAUGAGAGCCAUAAUCGAAGACGAAAAUGCCGAUGACGGCGUAAAACUUAGAUCCUAUUGCGAAAAACACAGUAAAUCUAGUAAAAAAGAAAAAAGUAUAUGUUCGGGAUCGGAAGAUGACGACUGUAAGAGAAAAAAACGAAAAGAUAUGACUUCUGAAGAAAAAAAUCAGGCUCGAGCGAUCCGUUUACAAGAAAUAGAAGCGGAAUUUUUCAAGCACGUUUCUAUCAAAGAUAUAUCUAUAACAUUCACCCUAGACAACGAUGCAUUAAUAUAUAUCUAUAACUAUUGGAAAUUAAAGAGAAAAGCCGGUUUUAAUAAACCAUUACUACCUCCGAAAUCCGAAGAUGUAGAUGUACUAUCCCAUAAAAGAGAACAGGCCGAUGUAGAAAAGAUGAAGAUGUUUGUUCAGUUGAGGCAAGAUCUCGAAAGGGUGAGAAAUUUAUGUUAUAUGGUUAGCAGACGAGAAAAACUUUCUAGAAGCUUUUUCCGUAUGAGGGAGCAAACGUUCCAUAAACAAGCAGCAGUUCUAGAAUCGCCACCGACAUUACCUCCUUCCGUGAUCGAAGCAGUCAUCGAGGCUAAUCAUGGUCCGUCAAUUUACGAUAGGCUCUAUUCACACAAUGAAGCUGAAGAUCAUACGGAUGAUUUUGAAACUAUAUUAGCAAGAAUAGCGGGUAAAUCUCCCGGUCAUUCUGGCGAUGAAUCUAAAAUUGAAGUUAACGGCUUGUUCAAAGAUGUUAAAAAUAAUCCUUAUAAAAAAGUGUACUUCAACGGAUCUUCCAAACGCAGAAGCGUUAGUCUGUAUAGUAGCAGUAUGUCAGAACCGAGCAGUAGUGAUGAAAAACCUAAAGAUAAUAAAGAAAAUAGAUUACAUACUGAUACUGACGAUGAAAAACCUUCGGCAUCUAAUUCAACGAAAAAGAUACCUAGGAAACAUAAUAACGUCAGUAAAGUUGUGGAUCACAAGCGUCGAAAGAAACACAGUAUGUUAAAAAGUAUUGUGGAUACUAGCAGUGAAGAGGAUAUAGAACCUUCGAAAAAAGACUGGGGACAAUUUUCUAGAUCGAGGUUAAGUCAAAUGGAUAAAGAAUUAGGCGAAUCAGCUAGCGAUAGCGACGACCUUAUGAUACCUAUUACAUCAUUACACAAAGAUGACAAUCACAAAACUGCCGCAAACUCUAUGUCGUCUAUUUAUUCAGACACUGAUAGUUCUGAUGAUUCAGGGAAAAACGAUGAUAAAUCUUCGAACGCAACUACCGAUUCUCAAAGCAGGUUGCGUACAAAAGCAGCAGUUAAAGAAUUUAUACAAAAACCACCGAAAUGCAAUAAAAAUAGUAAUAAUGCAGACAUUAAAAAGAAAUCAAAAGUCGAUGAGGCUAAAAAAGAAAAGGACACAAAGAAAAAAGACUAUGUACCUUCUGAUCUCAUUGUUCCUCAAAGACAAGCAGCAAAAAAGGCCACAGAAAAUCUAAAAAUCACCACUACUUCAAGAACCAAAGACCAUCCUGUUCCGGUAGAAGAACCUCCUAUUAAAUUGGAAGAAAAAGCGAAACCCAAACAGAAAGCGAAAGCCUGCAAAGAAAGUGAUGUCAAAGAGAUGGAAGUUAGGGAGAAACAAAUAAAAGAUAAAGAAAAAGAAUUGGUAAAAGAAGAAAAGCCCAAAGAUAAAGAACUAUCGAAAGAAAUCAAAGAAAAGAAAAAAGACAAAGAAAAGGAAAAUAAAUUGGAAGUAUUUGAUAUAGAAAAAGAAAUAGAAAAAGAAUUAUUAUAUGUUCCACAAAGACAAGCUGCUAAGAAAGCUGCAGAACAUAUAAAGAGUGGACUUGGAAAGCCGAUACCACAAACUAAUGAAAUACCUCAAUCACAAGAAACUUUGGAAAAAAUUAAGAAAGAAUUCGAAACAACAAAGAAAGUUGAUGGUAGCAAAAAGUCAGAUACUAAAAGUGAUAACGAACCAAUAAAACCAGCUAAAAUAUCAGAAAGUAAAAGAAAGUCUUCCACUAAUUCGAGCAGUAAUUCGUCUUCCUCUACAAAUAGCUCAUCGGAUUCAUCCAGUUCUUCAAGUUCAGAUAGCGAAGAACCGUCAGAUGAAAAACCAUCUCAACAGCCGCGAUCGGAGAGUAAUAAGCGGUCCAAUGUCAAAGACUUGCCCUUUCUUGACAAGGGAGCCAGGUCUGCGGCAACCUCUGGUUCCUCAAGCUCAAGCGAUUCCAGUCCCCCCUCUUCACCCACAAAGAAACCUUCGUCCCCUUCACCAAUUCCCGUAUCCCAAACAGACUCUCCAUCGCGAGCCGCAAAUGAACAUGCUACCAAAAUCAAAAGGAGUCCCGAUAAGAAGCAGCCUUCGGCGACUUCUAAACGAGAAGAACAACAGCAAUCACGAUCGUCUAGAGGACGAGGAAGAGCUCCUAGAGGUCGUCCCAAGACAUCAAACUCUAGUGAACGGCUCGGAGAUGUUAAUGUCAGGAAUAGAGAUAUGUCUGAUAGCCAACGUGUCAGUGUGGAAGGAGAAUCUAAAAUUGCGAAAGGACGAAAGGGAAAAUCAAAUACAAGAGAUAGUUUGGACGAAAAGGAAACCUCAGUCGAUAAAUUACUCUCUCCGGUCCGUAAAACGGAUAAAAAAAUGAAGGAUGAUAAAACAUCUGAAACUUGUACAUUAGAAAAAGAGAUUCUCGAGAGAAAAGCGGACAAAGAAGGUGCGGUAACAAAAAGCAAAUCAUCCAUGUUUGAACGACUAUUUGGCACUCCAGAGAAAAAAGAAGUCAAAUCGGAAAGAAUAGAUAACUUGGAGAAAGUUGAAAAGACGGAAAAAGUAAAGAAAGACUUAUCGAAAAUACUAGACAAGCCUUCUAAAGUUGAAAGACCUCUUAUAGCACCUGAAAAACUUACAAUUCCUGACAAAAAUAAUUUUGUGGACAAGUCAAAAACUAUACUGGAAAAAUCUAAUAAAACUGUCGAAUCUCCGAAGCAAAUUGUGGAAGAUAAAUUCCAGCAAAAAUGUACAUCAGAUAAAGUCAAAGAAGAAGAUAUUCCAAAACCCACAUUACCAGAUAUUUCCUCAGAUAAACCCAUAAAAAUAGAAUCCUUAAUAAAAUCUCCCAAUAAGGAAUUAAAAGAACAGAUAGACAAAAAACUGGAACAAAAAGAAGACAAGAAAGUAGUUAAUAAAAAAUCAACAAAUAAAACUAGAAGCAUAGAUGACAUUUUCGCUAAUAAACUGUCAAAUAGCGAAACCAAAGAAAACGAAAUCGAUAUCAAAAAACCCCCGACUCCAAAACAAAUAAAAACUACCGAUGAAAUAACGUUAGCGGACAAAAUAGUAGACGAUCAUUUGCAGAUACACAAAGCGAAAGAUCUGUUUCGUCAAUCGGAAGUCGUUCAGGAGGCUUUUACGGUAACACCAGAUGUAGCUAAAACGUUACUUAACGAUCUCGAGGCCGAAAAGAAAAAUUUCGUGAAACCAAUCGGCUUAACCAAUCAAGUAUUACAAAAUCGUUCUAUUUUUUCACCGCAACCGCACGUUAAAGACGCAACUGAUUUCUUGGAUUUAGUUAACUUUGAUAUGGAUAUUAGUAAAGAUGAUGAUAUAAUUAAAAGUACUCUAUCUUGGAACUUUAACGCCAAUAACACUAUAGUAAGGGAAGAUACCAAAGAAGAUAGUGCUAGAGAAACGUUAAAUUUGGUGGAAAAACUUAGAAUGGGAUUGUCGAAAAAAUCGGGAGGUAAUGAAUUGGACGAACCUACCACAAGCGAAACCGAUCCACGGAUACCUUUUCAUCAAGAAAUACCUUCUGAAUCUACAAAUGAGGAAGCUAAAGAAACUCCGAUUAAUAAAUUAUUACCAGCGUGUGAUCUCGCCUCUGCUAAAGAAUUUUCGCAUACCAACAAAGAUACUCAACAAGAUUAUAAUUAUUUAAAUAAUAUUCCUCCUAAUGUAUCUAAAGAUAUUGUUCAACCAAACGAAAGUCUAACAGCUCACAGUGCGCCGGUAGAAGGUGACGAACGAUGGGUACCGCCCAGCGAUAAUUAUACCGACAUACAUCCGGUAGAUCAACGAUUUAACAUAGAUCCUGCUGUACCAUCGAUUAGUAAUGAUUCUGUGAUACCAUCGAUAGUUCAAGAUACCGUCGUUCCCCAUUAUAUAGAUCAAUUCGGAAACAAUAAUACCGACCAACAACAACACAAAAAGCAAUUUAAUUCUUUACCCGCUCAACUAGAAGCUAGACUACAUGACGAAGUACUGAAAUCGACGCCGAUAAUUAGAAAUAGGAUAUCUCAGACACCGCUCAGUGAAACUCCUAUGGAUUCUAUGAAUAGUCCAAUGCCUUAUUCAAACAUUCAUCCACAAGCUAAAUGGGCUGACUGCGAGGUCAUGCCGAAUAGACGAUCUGUUUCAAGGUCGUCUUCAAGCUCUUCAUCGUCGUCGUCAAGCUCUCGUCGAGAUGAAGAUGAAUCACGUCUCCCAGAUAUGCGAAUAGUCAAUCAUGCAACGUUGGAUAUGGCGACAUCAUUCCUAGCCAAUCAAGCUCCACCUCCUUAUCCACCAAAUCCUUUAGACAACUUUGGUGGUUAUUCUGUUCCAGAUGGAUAUCCUGUUAGCUUAUUUCCACCACCUAAUCUUAAUACUCAAUUACCUUUUCCACCUACUGGACCUGCUCCGAUGUACCAUCCACCUGCUUUUGGUGCUCCUUUUCCAGCUUCAUCUCAUUCCAUGCCGCCUAUGUCGACUACAAAACCCGUGGAAGAAUCUUCAGUUACCUAUUCAUCGACAUGUACAGCCGCGUUUACGUCUUCUCAACAUAAUAUGGCAUUUACUGCUGCAAUGGUUAAUAUGCCUCCUUCUACUGUCGAACCUAAGCCGAUCGAACAACAACUGGAAGAACAUCUGUUGGGACAACCCAAUUUGGAGACUGUGGUACCACCUUCUUUAACACCUACCACAUCUGCUGAAGAGAUUGUUCCAUCACCGGCUCUGAGCAACAGUACUCCAACAGCAAAUAGCACGUUACCUUCUCCUAGCACAUCCUUAAAAUCUAAUAGUUCGACUGGUAAGAAAUCGCCUAGUAAACCAACAAGAACUUCUGCUAGAGUCAGUUCUCAAAUGAUGAACAAAUCGCCUGCCAAAAGUCCAGGAAAAAGUCCGAGACAAGAGACUGCUCUUAAACAAAGUGGUCCCGGAAGGGGUAAAGCUGAUCAUAAGCGCGCUCCAAAUAAAAGUGGUAUUAAUAGGGGAGCAGGUGCCUUACGAGGAAGAGGACGAGGUAGAAGCAGAGGAAGGGGCAACCACCACAGUGACUUUGACUUUGUGAGCGCUGGUACCAUUCACAAUAAACUAGUUGGCACGGUGUAUGAUUUAGACUUCGAUGAUGAUAUAUCCAAUGAUAACAUGGCGGACUUAAAGUCCAUGAGAGAGCGAAGAAAGUCCUUAGAUCUCCAUGAAAGAAAAUACGAACCCUUUUCUUCAACUAGGAAUUCUCCUCGAUCGCCCAAAUUUUCUAGUCCAUCACAAACAUCACAUAAAGGUAGGAGUUAUAACACUGACCUAAGGGAAUUGCGACCGCCAACCCCAAUUGAAGAUAGUCGAUCGAAGACUGACAUAUCUCUCGUUAAUUCCAACAAUGAUUCAACGCGAGCUUUUCCAGAUGUUACACCCCCUCUACCUGGACCAGUCGACAUGCGAACUUACAGUGCCAACUUCGAUCAACAAACUUAUAAUGAACAGAAUCUACUAAGUGCCUUUGCAAGCGGCACAGCAGAGACACAGGUGCAGGAUAUAGAUGAAGACUUUGAAAAGGAACUUCAUACUGCUCUAGCCAAGAAACCCAUUGAACCUCCAAUACCACCGUCAGAAUCCUCAAACAAUAUUAAAGUUUCCCUUUCGGACUCACGUAAUCAAUUGAAAGUUAAAAUAAAAGGACCCAUUGCUAAUUAUACAUCAACUGUCGCGCCACUUCCGCCUUUACCACCUCCCGUUCACGAUAGUUCGACACCUGUUUCUGUUAAUUCAGCUGUCAAUAAUGCAAUCAUCAAUAGUGGUGUUACCGGAAUCGGAAGCAUCUCUUCUGGAGGUGGAGGAGUCCCGUCAAGUUUAAGGAGAAUGAGAAAGAAGGAACUGUUGAGGCAGUAUUGGACACAGGAUAUGAAUAUGGAUGAUCCUACAAGCAAUACAGGUUUUACAGCACCAGCAGCGCCUCCUGUCAACAGAACUAUUAUAACAAUUCCUAAGGCAGUCGCUUCUAUGACCAGCAUUCCCACAAAAGAAGAUUACCGUGACUAUAGGACGGAUUCGGAUGAUUUGCUCGAUUCCAAACACCUCCGUAAAGAAUCAAAGUCGCGUCCUCUCUCUCGAGAACUUCGUCAAUUGGAUUUAAUUGACAGCGAGGGACAUCUUGAAAGAAGACGAAGUGUUGGCUCAUCAGGUACCAACAAUGCCAGUUUCGAUUCAUCUUUAGCUAAUAAACGAAGAGGAAGACCAAUGAGGCCGUCUUCACAACAACCAUUCCAACAGCAGGUUACGCCGAAGCUCAAAAUUAAAAUAGGCAAUAAUACCAAUAGUAUUGUGGGUGGAUUAGACCAUCCACCCGAUCGAAGAGAUAGGAUAAGACCGCCUAAGAAGCGAUUAGUUGCUACACCUAACAAACCAUCUGUGGAAGAUUUGAAACGAGAGAGUAUGAAGUUUAGAAAAAUGAUGAUCAAAGAUCUAAAAAUCAAGCACAAAAAGGAUAAGAGCGAGAAGAAAAAAAAGAAAAAGCUCAAGUCCGAAGUACAAAUAAUUGCCAACGCUAGUGAAAAUCCUACAAAACUGAUUAUUCGGUUUGGUAAAAAGAGUGAUAGUGAGAGUGAUAAACGGACGAGUGGUGAAUUGGACGAUAUAAAACCGGAAUCUGGUAAUAAAGAUAUUCCGGAUAAACCUUCAAUACAAUCGGACGAUAAAUUACCGCCGGUUAAAUUAAUUCCUAUAAAAUUAAAACUGUCUAGAUGUCAAGAAGGUUCCGGGUAUGUGAUGAAACCUCCCGUCCAGAACACCGAAAAAGAAGAGGAGAGGGCGGUACAACCGGGCCAACCUCCACCCGCCGAUCCCGAACCAACGCCUCAUAAAGAAACGGAACCUGCCGCCAAAUCCUCCCCAUCCCCAUUAGACCCCGCCCUUCCGGUAUUAGCCGUCAAUAAAGACUGCGAAGUUAGAUGAUAAUCGUGUAAAUUUAUUUAUGUCGAAAUUGUGUAAUAUAUGUAAUAUUGGUUGGAUAUGAUAGUGACCAGUGUGAAGGCAGAAAUAGAGAGAUUAAAUAAUUGCGAAUUAUUUGUACAGUCCGAUGAGAUGCUAGCUGCUAUUCACAUGUUUAAAUCCACGUUGUUAAGCUGACUAGUGAAUGUGUAGGCUAAGCGAAGGACACAUACGUGGAUAAAUUAACGUCGACAGUUUAUUAUUGAGGGAUCUCUAUUUGUUUAUUAACUACAUUUAAUUGAUUUUGCUCAUUUUUAUGGUUGAUCAACUACAAAAUAUUGAUCGUUAUUUAAUUUUAUUAUAUCUCUGAUAUACAAAUUUUUUACAAAUAUACUAAAUUGAUCAUUUAACAAAUUAUAGUUGAUUAACUAUAAAUAAAUAUUAAAUUUAUUCAAAGGAAAUAUUUGAUACAAAAACCUUCAGAUCAUUAUUAAUGAAUAAUAAAAAUAAUUAUGAUUCUAUGUUAGAGACUUGAGGUACAUCUGACUUGAUAAGGUAUUUCAUCUCUGAUGAUUACUGUUGGGAGAGACAAGUUGUUGUCUUUGUAAAAUUUAAUUAGACUUGUUGAGAAGCCAAGUGGUUCAAUUUUUUAAUCAAGAUCUCAUUAUCAAUCCUGUCGAACGCUUCCGUAGUAUCGUUGAAUUUUGAUAUAUUUUAAUCAUUUUUAUUACAUGUUAUAAAAACUAUGUAAGCGAGAAAAAGAGAUCCAAAAAUGGGAAAACUGUCGACACCGUUUCCAGUAUGUGAUAUUCAUUGUACAAAGUCAAUUAUGGCAACACCGUAAUAUUAUUUUUGUACAUAUUGUAAGUUAAUGUAAUUGUGAAUAUACAUAAUAGUGACUAAACUAAUUUAUAUAAAAUUUCAUUUAAAAUGAUUAUUAACUCGUGUUGACAAGUUUUUUGAUAGGUAGAACUCGUUAUUAGAGAAAAAAAAAGAAAUGAUUCGUCAUUAUACAGAUUGUUUUGAAAAAACAAUCUGUCUCAAGAAACUUUUGAAAUAAUAACUUUUAAAUAUUGCAUUUAUCAUUACCUGUUUAAAAUAACGUUAGAAAAGUAAAAAAAAAAUAUUACACCUUAAUUAAAUUUUGAUAUUCCAGCUGCAAGCGACUAUUUGUAAAUUUUAUUUGGGAUUAUUUGAAAUUCAGAAAUGUAGAUUACAACUUUUUUGCAUCAAAGUAGAAAAUAUUUUUCGGUUUUUCUGUUUUGCAAUUUUGUGGAGGAUAUUUUCGUAAUUUUUCAGGUUCUGUUUGGCUUCAAUUACAUAUGCAAGUUCACUGUUAUGGUAGGUAGUCAUUUUUCCAUUUUAUUUAUCCGUAUAUUUCAUGUAAAUGAAAAAUGUUGGAUAAAUUAAAAUAGUUUUUGACGUGGACAGUUUGUCACAUUUUGAUAAAAUAAUACAGCAAUAGUGUUAAUCAGAGAGAUCAGAAGGCUUCAGAAUAUGACGAAAGGAUAAAGCAAAGAGAUAGUCCUUCUGUAAUAAAAUAAAUUGAUACAAAACAAAAUAUCUACUAAGAAUAGGAAUAGAAAGGUAAUAGAAUUCGAAAAAAAACUGACCUUCAAUUAUCUAUCAAAGAAAAAAAUUAAUCAACUCAACCGAUUUUCAGAAAUUAAUUUCUUUUUUUGAACAAAAUGAUGUUUUCUUCAUUUUUAUGUCACUAGGAAAUAAAUACAGUUACAUCCGAGAUCAAUGAACAAGUAAUAGAUUCGGGGAAACGAGAACAAAAAUAAUAGAGAGAAAAUGAUGAUAAUAAUUAUUAAAUAAAUAAAAGAUUCGUCACAACUGAAGGAAGGAACGAGAUAGUUUAUCAAUUUUAUUUUACACAAGAUAUAAAUAUAUUGAUGAUUUGAUGAAUGAAAAUAUAAACAACUUUUAUUUGAUUUAUAAAAAGCUCAAAUGGGAAGACACGCAAAAAAUUAAAAUUUCUUACUUUAGAAAAUUACAAAAGUUUUUCGAGAUGGAUUUUUUUCGAGACAAUUGAUACGCGAAAAAAUAUUAUUUAUAAAUAUAUAUUGUACAGGGCAAAUGGCUUGCGUGCAAUUUUAUUAUGGAUGAUAUUGUUGUUAUGAGAGCCAUUGGUUUUUUAUUAUUAUGAUUAUUAUAUUGUAAAAAUCGUCUUCUUUUUUAGUGAGAGUUUGUUUUAUGCAGGAUAUUUUGAAUGUGUGGAUACAUAUGAAGAUAUAACGUCAAUUUUGAAAGGUAACUUUAAAUCAUUUCGAUUUUAGUUUAACUCUAUUAAAUAUUGUUUUCCCACAAAAAAGAUCUCAUCAAUUUUAUAUGAAAAACUUUUAAAACCAAGUAAUUCGGAGCUUUUAUGUUAAACUUACUACUACUUGUAAAACAAGUACUGAUAGUAUAUUUCACUAAAAUUUUAUUUAGUGAGCCAGUCAAUUUUAAAAAACGAAUUAUCAAAGUUUUAAAAAUAUUUUUAACAAACAAAUCAAUAUGAAUUAUAAUAAAUACAAUAAACAAUCUAGGUGGAAAAAAUAUAGUGUACUGACCAGUGAAAUGUAAAUUAGUUUUAAUGGAGCGCUUCUCAAGGUGUUUUUACUUUCUCGACGUAACUUCCGGUCCAAAAAGAUGUAAAUUCAAAAAAUAAAAAAUACAUAAUUUUUGUUGUCACUUUGAAGUUUCAAAAAUUCACGUUAUAUUAAUAACUUCUGUAUCAAGUGUAGGUUUUACCAUUAUGCAUAGGGUGCUGCGUUAUUUUUUCACGUUUCCUUUUUACUCUCCACUUUUAUUAUCCUUUCUCUAUUUUAUCUUUAAUGAUUCUAUGUUUAAUUUAUGUCUGGACACCUCCACUAUCUAUUUUCCAUCAAAUGUGUGUUAGAUUUAAUCGAGAUCUAUUUUUAGUCAUUGGGGACACGAUAGAUCAUUUGGGUUACAGGGUAUAUGACACCCUGAAUUACACUUGUUAGUAUCCAUUACUGUAUAUUUUUGUCGGUCUUUCAACAUUUCUUAUUUUCUUGUUUUUAUUUUUAAUGCCAUCUCUUUUUUUUACAUGUAAUGAAUAUAUAGCAAAUCAAGUGUACUCUGUUUAAUAUGUAUUCCGAAGUUUCGAAUACUUACUUAUUCAUCAUCGGGGAAUUAGUUAUUCAAGAAUUAUGAUGAUUAUAAAUAUGUAAGUAUUCAAAAGUUCGAAAUGCAUAUUGUAUGUAUGUAUGGAUUUGGGAUCUCAUAUACCCUGCGACCCAAAGGAUCUAUUGUGUCCCCCUUUCUUGCUGUGAUACUGGAGAACCCAGUGUUUACACCUGAUCCAUUAAUCCCACUCCAUUUAAAAAGUCUAGAAUGUGGGAUAGCUUUAAUUGCCAGAGAUCUUCGUUUUCUAUUUCUUUCGCUGUCAGGUGUAGUGCUCUGGAGUUCCACACUUUGAGAGAAUGUGGAUAAGGUUUCGUCCUCUGUGCAACAAAACCUGCAAAAUCUGCUGAUCAAGCGUCUUUAGGUGUUUGUUGACACUUAGGUUGAUACAUUCAGCAGACCUACUCUGGUUAUAGUUUCCCAGAAGAGGGAAUACAUAUUAGGAGUUCACUUUGGUGUAUUCAUAAACUAGUUCGUUUUAAUAUAUUUUCCAUAUUUUUUUUUGUUUUCUAUGCUUAUGAUUAAUGUCUUUGUUUUCUUAACCUUGUUGAUAGUUAUUUUCCAAAUAUGUUAAUACUAUAAAAACAUUCAGUUUUGUUUUUAUUAAUGUUCACUUACCAAAUAUUUUACUAUAGCAUUGAAAAAGUAAUGCACUCUACUUAGUUGUCUUAAUUUUAUGCUUAAUGUUAUCCUUUUUUUAGUAUUCAUUGAAUGGCAUCUUUUAUUCAGUUAAAUACCUUCUCAAAAUUUUUGUAGCCAGAUUGUGUGUCUCUGCCAUCCUUUACUUAUUUUUCUAGCCUAUCUAAUUAUCACGUCUUGUGUAUUGUAUAUUGUAUUCCUUGUAAUAUUAUUGCCAACGCUUUCCCUGAUUUUUCAUGAAAGCAAUCCAUUUCUAGCUGCUGCAUACAAAUGUUAAUCUUUCUUCUAUGUGAUUCAUUUCCACACAUUUUUAUCACGAAAAGUGAUCAUUCGGAGAGGUUUCAUUUCCAAGCACACUUUUUAUCAUACAAAUCAUCAUGAUCAUCAGCCUCAGCACGAUCAUCCAUUUCAAAAUCUGAGCUGUCUAUAAUAACUAAUUCCAGUAGUCUUUCUCCACAGUUGCCGACCUGUUUGCUAUUUCAAGAAUCCUGGUAUCACUUUUGAUGCAGUCCAAGCAUCUAAAUUUCAAACUUGCGUCAUUUCUUUUCCUGGCUAAUUCGGCAUUGAAGAUCAUUUUCGGUAUUAACUCUAUCCAUCAAUUCGACAUGACCCACCCACAACAGACUCACAAGUCUUAUGUAAUUGACCACGUCUAUGUCCUUGUACAAGUUCUUGAUGAUGACGUAUCCUCCACUGAUUAUUUUGUUUUACUGGACCAUAUAGUUUCCUAAGAAUUGUUCUAUAAAAGACUGAGAGCCUUUGCUCUAUAGCCUUCGUCAUCUCAAAGUUUUCGACAGAAUUGGGCGUCACUGUUUGGAUAAUCGCUAUCACUGAACCUAGAUAAUUGAAGCUAUUAACUCCUCAAUUAUAUCUCAAUAAUAUUGGAUUCGUCCAAAGGACAUAAGUCUUUUGACGCUGUUUGUAAUUUUCCAACAUUGUACAGAUUGUGAGUACCGAUGCUUUUUUUAUGUAUCGGAUAUGUUACUCCUGUCUUCCAAUCUUCCUGUAUUACUUCCUCUGUCCACGCCAUUAGUAUUAUUUCAUGCAAAUUCUCUAAUCUGCUUCCGUACAGUUCUUAAUGCAGUCCAUCAAUUCUGGUCGUUUUAUUGAUUUUCAGGUACAUCUAGUAGUUCUAAAUCGCCAUUGUGGAAAUUAUAUCCUAUUAGCUCAAUACCACUAUUUCUUUUAAAAUGCUGUUUAUAGUGCUGAGUCCAUUUUUCCAGAAUACCAGCUUGCUAUAUGACCAUCGCUUUUUCGAUUUUGGCUUAUCCUUCGUAGAGAUGCUUUCCUACCACCUUUCUUUGUGUUCCUUUCAUCAUUGUUUAUUAUACAAAUGGCUACUUAUAAUAAUGUUAUUUCUAUCUAAUCUUUCAUUUCCUUUUGGUAAUAUUCAUAGAAAAUUUAAAAAACUCGAAACAUUUUGGAUGUCAUUCUUGAUAUAUAUAAAAAUUGUUAGGAUAGAUUUUGAGCAAGAAUUUUAUAAUAGACUCUACUUUCUUUAAAUUUAUCAUUUGUUUCAAUCAUUCACAAUUUUUAAAAACCAAUGUUUUGGAAUUUUGACUGCAAUUCUUUGAUUUGACAGACCCGGGUACACUAUAUUUUUUCUAUAUUGAAAGACCAUAAUCAUUGUUUUUCACUAAUUUCAUUUGAAAAUACAACAAAGCUCUUCUAUCCGUCUACAUAUUCGAAAUAUUUUAUAAUUUUUCUUUUGCAGAUCCCAAUGUGUUCUCUUUCUUCGUUACAUAUUUUAUUGACACUUUAAUUUUUUUUUUAAUUUUGUAUUUGAUGGAAUGGAAUGACAAUCUAUCUUCUAGCUUCUUAUAGACAAUAUUCCACAUGGGUUUUAUCAAAUAUUUUGCUAUUACUAGUGAAGUGUUUUGAAAGGCUAUUCCUCUUCAUAUCUAUAGAACCAUAGAAGCAUUUUUAUGACUACCUUUACCUGUGAGAUUAGAUUUUUAGAUUGGAUUAUUUCAUUGUUAAUCAUCAUUUGAAAAAUAUAACAUAAUUUGAUGUGGAUUGGGGCUCUGACAUUUUUGGAUAUUGCUAUCAUGAAGAUUAUUUUCUAUUUUUAUUAAUUUAUUGCAUUUGUUAUUCCUCUAGAGCACCCUUAUCUUAGCAUUCGACAUUUUUUAAUACUUUCGUGAUUAUAUUUCAAUCAAACUUUCCAAAAAUAAAAAUUCAUAUUCAUAUUUCCUUUCACCCAUUCCGAUGUCUCGGAUGAGUGUUCAGGCUUUUGUAUAUUUUUUCUGACCAUUUUCCUUAUCAAAAACUCUGAUAUAUGUUUUAUUUAGUAUCUCUUUUUUUAUAUUUUCGUUUUUGAAAGUGUAUUUUUCUCAUUCAUCUAUCUGUCUAAUUCUUAUGUCUUAUUUCCAUAAUAAUUUACCUGUUUUUUGUAUAUUUUUUCUAUUAUUUCGAUUUUUGUUUUGUUCGUUUUCUAAUGUAUUUGUUUCGUAUUUUGCCUUAUUCAGUUUUCCAUACUAUUUCCUCAUUUUCAUCUGUUCUUUCUUUCUAAUUAGUAGUGUUAUUGUGUUAUAUAUCAUUUUCUCUACCUAUCUAUAAUAUUGUUACAUUUCUGCAUCCAAUUUCCGUCUUAUUCUGUCUAUAUAAUUCCAGGAUAUUCCUGUCUUUACUAUUUGUAAAGUUUUGUAUUUCUGUAUUAAUCAUUUUGAUUUCCGAUUAUAAUAAUAACUUUUUAUUUAUGUUGUGUGUGUAUAAUUCUUAGGAGAACCUUGGGAUUUAGUCCUAAAAAUUUCUGGCGGCUUGCAAAGUCUAAAUCCUUUUCCAUUCAAUUCCAUUUUUUCCGGGCUUCACCUUUUUGAGUUCGAUCUUUGUCAGGAACUAUAGUUUCAACGUUAUUCGACUCUUCAUUCACCUUAUUUUAUUUUAACCCAGAUCUUAUUAAAAAUAGAAAUUAAAAAGAAUAUUUAGAACUAUUCACAUGUGUAAACUUUUAAAUGUAUUAAUUAUCUAAAGUAAUACCUGGGUAAUUGAAAAUGAAUUAAAAAUUUUAUUUCAAAAUAACUAAUUUUAACUUUGCAUUAGGUGACACUGCCGUACGCCAAAUCUUUUUUUUUUAAGUCAUUAAUCUGAAUUUUAUUCACGUUUUUCGAGGUAAAAGAGUUAUUAUUGUAUCCACACUUUCACUAAUUCCUGUAUUUUUAAAAUAUUUAACGAUUGUCAGUACACAAAUGUAUAAAAACAACAAUGUGGUCUUUCUUAAUUGAUUCUUCAAGUUUUAUUCUAAAAUCAUGGACGGAAGUCGAAUAAUUAUAAAACUAUUUUAUAUAAUUUUAAUUUACAAAUGUUUAAAAUAUAUUUUUUGUUAUUUAUUUAUUUAUGUAGUGAACGGAUUAAAAGUACUUUUUU